AAAUCUUUCUUUUCUGCAUCUUUUCUUGGAUCUUAAUCAGAAACAUAAACAUGGCAUCUGAACAUUUGAUGUUGUGAUUUCUUCUGCAAAGGGUUCUCUUCAUCCAUCUCUUUAUUGAACCAUUGAAUAAACUUCUACUGCCUCUUUAAAUAUCACUUCCAUGAAAAGGAAAACAAUUAUUUUGCAGCCAAUCAUAAAGUCCUGAGAACAGCUUCAUUUCAGAGUCACAGCGCUCUCUCCUUCCUCUCUGCAGGAUGCUCCUCUUCCUCUCCGUCACCGCCAUCCUCUCUGCGGGCUGUGCCAUGGAGAUGAACCAGACCUUCAAGCUGCUGCCAGACAGCUUGGAGCCAUGCUCAGCCUGCGACUUCCGGGAGCACAGCAAGCAGCUUAGGCUCCACGGCAUCAGGUCCCAGAUCCUCAGCAUCCUGCGGCUGGAGCAAGCGCCCAACAUCAGCCGGGACAUGAUCCGCCAGCUCAUCCCCAAAGCACCUCCUCUGACGCAGCUGCUGGACCAGUACGACCCACGGGUGGAGGACAAGGACCACGCCACGACCGAGACAAUUAUCACCAUGGCAACAAAGCCAAGUCCCAUCUACCAAGAUGAGCUGUCCUCCUGCUGCCUGUUCCGCCUCAGUCCGAAAAUCCAGCCCAAGAACAUCCUGAGUGCCCAGCUAUGGGUUCACUUGCGUCCGUCCAACACCGUCAGCACCGUCUUCUUGCAGGUGUCCCGCCUCAGAAUGGCCAGGGAGAGAAACAACACCCGAGUCCGGAUCCGCUCCCUGAAAAUCAACACCGAAGCCGGAGCCAGCUCCUGGCAGAGCAUCGACAUCAAAUCCCUGCUGCAGGCCUGGCUGCGGCAGCCUGAAACCAGCUAUGGACUGGAGAUCAAUGCUUUUAACUCGAACGGAGAAGAUCUGGCGGUCACAUCUGCAGAGCCUGGAGAGGAGGGAUUGCAACCGUUCAUCGAAGUAAAGACCCUCGACAGCUCCAAGAGAUCCCGCCGAGACUCCGGACUCAACUGUGAUGAGGAGUCUUCAGAAACCCACUGCUGCCGCUAUCCACUGACCGUCGACUUCGAGGAGUUUGGCUGGGACUGGAUCAUUGCCCCCAAACGGUACAGAGCCAACUACUGCUCAGGGGAGUGCGAGUUCCUUGACCUGCAGCAGUAUCCGCACGCACAUCUGGUGAACAAGGCCAACCCACGAAUCACAGUCGGACCCUGCUGCACGCCCACCAAGAUGUCGCCCAUAAACAUGCUUUACUUCAACCACAAAGAGCAGAUCAUCUACGAGAAGAUCUGGUCCAUGGUGGCUGACACUUGUGGCUGCUCGUAAGGGUACCAGGUUGCCUGCAGGAAGGUUGUAGGAGACUAAUUUACUGCGAAAAUCAAAAAACGCUUAAAAAGAACACAAUUUAAAGAGAUUGUCUGUAGAUUAAAGAACCUAAUUCAUUUUUGAAUGAAUGGCUUUCACCUCGAAGACUGCCAGAAACCAUUUUCCCUAACGCAACACAGUAGCUUCAGUAAAAAAAGCUUUAAAGUAGAUAAAAUAUUCGAGUGGAAAGAAAUUUUUUUAACCACUGCAAGCUGCAUUAAAGCUAAUAUUCUAACCAGUAUGAGAGGAUAUUAUGAAAAGCCAAACUGAAUGUUGUAAAAGCACCAAUGAUUGUUGAAUAGACGUUUGAGAACAAUGUAAAUUCUCACUGACAUGUUGUGAAUGUACCAGCCCUAGUCACUUUAUAAGCUCUAGUACUGGCUGGAACCACUUGGGUCCGGUUGAAGCAGUCUGUUAACCAACAUGGAUUCAUUGCCUUGUUCCACCUCUGAAGCUGGAACACAGAUCUGGGAACCCAGCUUUAACUGGGUUCCAGUUGCUGGGUAGAAGACCUGCAGGAAUCACCAACUAUUGUCCUCAGUGACCUGAUGCUAACUUCAAUUAGUACUAUGACUCAAUAACAAUAUAUUUAUCAUGAAUUCCCACUUUAGGAUGAUCCUGCUGAUUUUACUGAUUUAAAACUUGGAAAAUCCUACUUCUGAUUUCUAAUUGAAUGCACCACAUGAUCCAGUUAGAAGUGAGAAAACCAAUAAGCUUGAUUACUGUUGAGCUCAGUGACAGGCCUACCUAUUAUUGGCAAUAGGAACUGAUAAGGCUGCAUUUAAUAAACACCUAGAAGGUCCUGAGCAGCUGAAUAAGGAACCAAGUUCCUGUUUAAAGAUAAAAUAAGUGUUUUUUUGUUCAUUUCUGAUUAAUGAACACUUCCUGCCUUGAGGAGUGUGUGUUUUUAGAUAUGUUAGGGAUAUUUACCACAAAUGCAAGUUUAUUUUCAAGCUACAUGAUUUCAGAUGUUGAGUUUUCAGUGAGUGGAAAUCUCUGUAUGAAACCAGGCUUUCAGCAGAAAAAGCUGGUAGAUGCAUUGCCUCCUGCUGCUGACUGUCCUGAUUUGAGCCUUGACCAGAACAAAUCACACAGGGCGUCCUUCUUAUUUUGAAAAACAUGAACCGAAUGACACGUCACCUUUGUCUGUUUGCAAAUUUCUCGCUGUGAUUGGUUGGAAGAUCAUCACAGCUAAAACAAGGCAGAGAAACUAUUAAUCUAUUAAUCAGUUUUCUGGAGAGAGAUUAUCAAAUGUUUCUUCUUAAGGGCUGUCCGGAUGCAAAUACCGUUCUUAUUAUAUAUACACACAAAACUGUAGUUGAUGCUUUGAUUACAAAUUGCCCUGAAAAGUAAUUUUUUCAUAUAUUUUUGAAACAUUGUUUAACUAUUUGGCCAAAAAGAACCGUAAAUACUACGUCCAGACUUGAGAUGUAAGGACAAGGUCCUUUAACUGCAAUAUCACUGGCACCCACUAGGGGGUUGUUUUCACUCAACUCAGCAGAAAUUCAAUGAUGAAGCUUCUUCAUAACCUCUGAGGUGCCCGCGGGUUCUCAGUGGGGUUCAGAUCUGAUCACAGGUCCAUAAUUUCAAAGCUCUGAUGUUUGAGUUAUUUUAUUAUCAUUUUAGCCCUUUGACAUGGUGUUUCCGUCACCCACACAUCACCAACUGUUCCUGGUUUGUUGAAACAGUUUUAUCAGGAAAAAAAAUUUGAUCCCAUUUUCUAAUCAUGGUUGUUUUGCUGGGGAGACCUGGGAGGAAGCCCAAUUAUUUGGAUUGGAUCAGGAUAGUUUACUCAAGGUCCACACAUUGAAGGUCUCACCUUUCUUCUCCAGAUGUUCCAAACAAUCAGGAGGUUUACUGUGAGAGUCGCUGCAUUCUUGAUGGUUUUCUUGGACAGAAGUGGCUUCUUUCCGAACGUUUUCACCUUAGUAUGCAUGCAGAUGCACUCCUACCCACCUGCUGCCAAUUUUGAGCUCUGCAACGGUGGCAACUUGAAUUUAUAGUAUAUUACUGGACUGGGCAGAAACUCUGAUCCUGAAGGUCUUGAUGAACCAGAAACCUGCUCUUUCAGCUGCAAUGCUCUUAGCAGUAGCUUUCAGCAUGUGAUGCAAAUCUGUGAGGGACACUAAAUGGACUCAGCUGGAUUUUAGCUCACAGCUGCAUGUGACUGUGCUGACAUGAAGUUAGCUGAUCAGUUUGUGCAAAAUGUAUGUUUUAUUGUUGCGUUUCAAGCUUAAAAAAAGCAUCUGUGCAGAGAUAAAAUGCAUCUUAUUGCUCUGCACAACGAACUGACCUGGCUGUGUCUCUGCCAAUAACUGUGGAGCAUCAUCUAGUGGUUGAUCAGAAGAACUGCAGCAGAUUGUACUCCAGCUUGAAGAUGAAGGGUUGUUUUUGCUAUGAAAAGGGUUAGUUGUAUUUGAGAAACAAGUCGAUCUCUUGAGCGGGUCUGAAACAUUUAAUCUUCAUUGUUAGUACCAUAUUAUCCCAGGGAGCUAAAGAUGAAUCAGUGUCGGUGCAGAAACUGGGAUCCCAGAGGGAGGCUUCAUUACUGCUUAAUGCCAAGAGCAGAUGUCCUGACUGUUGUUGUCUUCGUGGGGGUUUCUGACCCGAAAGGUUCUGCUGAAACAAAGCUGCUCAGAUUUACGUCACUGAUCUAACUUUAAAUAAGUUCUGGUUAAAUCUUUUAAAACCAGAUUCUGUCCAUUUAUAAAGUUCAAAAACUGCACUUAAAUGCUUUGAUUUUAGGAUUUUGUGAUUAAAUCAUGCGGACUUAAGUGAGUGGACAUGAAUGGAUAUGUGUCAUGAGUUGUACAUUUCUCUGAGGGAAGUAUUGUUCUUAAAUCUGCACUAUAUGUUCAACAGAAUGCUUUGUUUCUGAUGUCCCCAUCAAACGUUGCAUUUAAAAUCAGUUUCUGAAGAAAAAUGGAUUGUUAAAUAAUAAACUAGCACUUCUCAAUCAUGUUGAUUCUCAUUCUCUGUCCUUGUAUGUCUCAUUUGUUUGUAUCUUGUGUCUUUUUUGUGUCAUGAAUUACUUGGUUUAAGAUGUAAAUGACUAACAUAAAGAAGGAUGAUUUAAAAACAGCUGAACUUAAAUUUUCCAUGUCUUUUUUGUUUAUGAACAGUAAUAAAUGAGCAGUUAAAGCCCAUAUUCCUCUAAAAUGUAUAUGUUCCAAUGUAUUUUAAUAAAAGCAAUACCACUCA
Girardinichthys multiradiatus is the source of this 4574-nucleotide messenger RNA. RefSeq names its product growth/differentiation factor 8-like. Gene Ontology annotation, biological process: SMAD protein signal transduction. The transcript has 3 exons. The record is from RefSeq and is a predicted model, not a curated record. The coding region runs from base 255 to 1334 and encodes 359 amino acids. Gene Ontology annotation, molecular function: cytokine activity; growth factor activity. NCBI's taxonomy places the organism in Eukaryota, Metazoa, Chordata, Actinopteri, Cyprinodontiformes, Goodeidae. Gene Ontology annotation, cellular component: extracellular region.